Molecule: messenger RNA, 2338 nt
Organism: Arabidopsis lyrata subsp. lyrata
Lineage: Eukaryota; Viridiplantae; Streptophyta; Magnoliopsida; Brassicales; Brassicaceae
Product: UDP-N-acetylglucosamine diphosphorylase 2
Exons: 15
Coding region: 654-2150 (498 amino acids)
Biological process (GO): UDP-N-acetylglucosamine biosynthetic process
Molecular function (GO): UDP-N-acetylglucosamine diphosphorylase activity
Source: RefSeq, a predicted model, not a curated record
UGUUCAGGAUCGUAAUUGCCCUUUUGUUUUGUUUGUUUUCUCCAUUUCUUCUGGGCUUAGUUUCCGAAGAUUUGUUUUUGUCCGUAGGCAUGGUUUGAAGUGACAACUUCAAAAAAUAUCGACAAGUCAUAACUUUAAUCUAAAUUUUGACUUAAGUUUCAAGUUUGUCAAGCCCUUAGUCGACACUCGACACCCCUGACAUUAAAUGUGUUGACUCUAGUGCUCUGUACCGGCUAAAACUGGGCCUAUUUUGGGACUCUUGUUGGCAAAUUUGCGCCAUAUGUAGUGGAGUAAUGCGUAAAAAAAACAGUGGAAUCAACAGAACCAUUAUUUGAUCAGAAAAGAAAAGAAAAUUGUGGUUUUGUUUAUCACUUUUAAUUAGUGUAUGAGAUAUUGAGAGGAUAUGUGGAAAGCUACUUAAUUUCAAAGGAGUCUUAAAACCCACGGAGUCAAGGGAGGUUAGGCCAACAAAUUGUCGGAGAGAUUGAGACGGGAAGAAGGGUAUAAUGGUACUUUACGAAUACUAUUACGUUGAUUAAUUUUGAUUCUUUGUCUUCUUCUUCGUCUCUCCCCUCGCGUUCUUUCGGUGCUAUAAAACUAACGAACAAAUAAAUUUAUUUUGGAGUGAGAUUUACGUUUGAUAGACGACGACGAUGAAGGAGCCAACGACGGAGAUAGAGAUUGAAGCUUCGGCUGUCACGACGAUGCUGCCUCCGACGGCGUCACCUCAUCAGGCUUUGGUGGAGAGGCUCAAGGAUUAUGGACAGGAAGAUGUUUUCGCUCUCUGGGAUGAACUCUCACCGGAAGAGCGAGAUCUCCUCCUCCAAGAUAUCGAGAAUUUGGAUCUUCCAAGGAUAGAUCGGAUCAUCAGAUGCUCACUUCAGUCUCAAGGGUUACCAGUGGCGGCAAUAGAACCGGUGCCGGAGAAUUGUGUGUCAACGGUGGAGGAAAGAACAAAGGAAGACAGAGAAAAAUGGUGGAAAAUGGGAUUGAAAGCUAUCUACGAAGGGAAAUUGGGUGUGGUUCUUUUAUCUGGUGGACAGGGAACGAGACUUGGAAGUUCAGAUCCAAAAGGGUGUUAUAAUAUCGGACUGCCAUCUGGGAAGUCACUUUUUCAGAUUCAAGCUGAGAGGAUCUUGUGUGUCCAAAGGCUUGCUGCUCAGGCAAUGAGUGAGGCAAGUCCAACUCGCCCAGUUACAAUACACUGGUAUAUAAUGACCAGUCCAUUUACUCAUGAACCAACUCAAAAAUUCUUCGAGAGUCACAAGUAUUUUGGCCUUGAGCCAGAUCAGGUCACCUUUUUUCUACAAGGAACUCUACCUUGCAUUUCAAAGGAUGGCAAGUUUAUCAUGGAGACACCUUUCAGUCUAGCCAAGGCUCCGGAUGGAAACGGGGGAGUUUAUGCAGCUCUAAAAUCUUCAAGGUUAUUAGAUGAUAUGGCUUCGAGGGGGAUUAAGUAUGUGGAUUGCUAUGGUGUUGACAAUGUUCUGGUUCGAGUAGCUGACCCUACUUUUCUGGGAUACUUCAUUGACAAAGGUGCAGCUUCAGCUGCAAAAGUAGUGCGCAAGGCAUAUCCACAGGAAAAAGUUGGAGUAUUUGUAAGGAGGGGAAAAGGUGGGCCUUUGACUGUAGUUGAGUACACGGAGCUUGACCAGUCUAUGGCUUCUGCAACCAAUCAACAAACAGGACGUCUUCAAUUUUGCUGGAGUAACGUGUGCUUACACAUGUUCACUCUGGAUUUCCUUAACCAAGUUGCGAAUGGGCUGGAAAAAGACAGCGUUUACCAUUUGGCGGAGAAGAAGAUCCCGUCUAUAAAUGGGGACACAGUGGGACUGAAACUAGAACAGUUCAUAUUCGAUUGCUUUCCUUAUGCUCCUUCGACUGCACUCUUUGAGGUGUUGAGGGAGGAAGAGUUUGCACCGGUGAAGAACGCGAACGGGUCGAAUUUCGACACGCCGGAAAGCGCGAGACUGUUGGUUCUACGGCUGCACACACGUUGGGUCAUAGCAGCUGGUGGAUUUCUAACACAUUCCGUUCCUUUAUAUGCGACUGGUGUGGAAGUGUCACCGUUGUGCUCGUACGCUGGAGAAAAUCUAGAAGCGAUUUGUCGGGGAAGAACCUUUCACGCACCAUGUGAGAUCUCCCUCUAAUCUUUCUUGCUUCUUAUUUAUUGUUGUAAUUUGGCCAUCUUCUUUGCUUUUUCUUUUGGCUUGUUUCUCCUUUUUUGUUGGUGUUUGGUCUCUAUAUAUGAACUGUAACUGGCGGAGGAGGUCAAUAGUAGUCUCUUUUCAAUGUGUUUCUCUUCAUUAUUGCAACAAUAGUGAAGGUCUUCAAAAUU